Molecule: messenger RNA, 620 nt
Organism: Musca vetustissima
Lineage: Eukaryota; Metazoa; Arthropoda; Insecta; Diptera; Muscidae
Product: homeobox protein GHOX-7-like
Exons: 2
Coding region: 6-620 (204 amino acids)
Biological process (GO): regulation of DNA-templated transcription
Molecular function (GO): DNA binding; DNA-binding transcription factor activity, RNA polymerase II-specific
Source: RefSeq, a predicted model, not a curated record
CAAACAUGAGCGAUUUCAGUAUUGAAUAUAUUUUAAAUAGAGCCGGUGAUAAAUAUGCCGGUACCAAUGGUUCGUUGGGUGUUAUGCGACGUGAGCGGAACACCUCACACUAUCAUCCCUACAUGAUCAAUUUGCAAGGACAUGAAGGACAAUUGGAAUUAUUGCAAAAAUUACAACUACAGCAACAACUGCGACUUAGUCCACAGCAAGAUCAAAUGCAGCAACAGCAGCCGCAACAACAACAGCAACAUUUUUUGGACCAAAUACCCGUCUUGGAUUGGCUCCAGUACACCCGUUAUCACCCACCAAAGUUGCAAAGAUCCCUACGUCAGGGCCCAUCCAAACGCACACCCGGUCGCCUGCCACGCAUACCCUUUACACCCGCUCAAUUACAAGCUUUGGAAAGUGCCUAUAAAGCUUCGAAUUAUUUGAGCGCUGAAGAUGCCAAUAAACUUGCCGAUUCAUUGGAUUUGACCAAUACUCGUGUCAAGAUAUGGUUUCAAAAUCGUCGUGCCCGCGAGAGACGUGACCGCCGUGAAAAAGAAGAAUCUUCUUAUGACUCUACGCUAUCUUCGAAUGCCUCGAGUCCUGAGCCGGAAGAUGUUAUCGAUAUUGUGUAA